CCAGUUGCUACACUCGACAUGAGCUUGACGGACCUCCUCUCAUCUUUCCUGGGCACUGUGCACGCAGACGCACCCGCGGAGGAGGAUAAGGGUCAGGCGGACAAGGAGUCCGCGCAGGAGGAGCCAGAGGCCGAGGAGGAGAGCCCCGCCGCCGAAGAGGAGGAAGAGGAACCUGAGGAUAUCCACCCCGGUCUGCGGGAAGAGUGCCAGCAGAGCGCGAAGUGCGCACCUCUGACCCAGCACUUCCUUCACUGCCAAGAGAAGGUUUCCGCCGGAGAAGGAUUCAAGCACGAAGACUGUGUAGAGGAGCUCUUCCACAUGAUGCACUGCGUGGAUAACUGCGUCGCACCAAAACUAUUCAGCAAGCUGAAGUGAGGGCCCAGGUAUCAUACUUGGCAUUCGUUAGAUAUUUAGAUACCGUGCCCAUCAUUCUUCCAUGCAUGUACUCUGCAGGUCAUGCUAAUGCAAUACACACAAUACAUUCUUGUUC
Molecule: messenger RNA, 490 nt
Organism: Punctularia strigosozonata HHB-11173 SS5
Lineage: Eukaryota; Fungi; Basidiomycota; Agaricomycetes; Corticiales; Punctulariaceae
Product: Non-heme 11 kDa protein of cytochrome bc1 complex
Exons: 5
Coding region: 19-375 (118 amino acids)
Biological process (GO): mitochondrial electron transport, ubiquinol to cytochrome c
Source: RefSeq, a predicted model, not a curated record